CUGCAAGAACUUGAUUCUUUCCCCACCAUCUUCCUUUCAAAAGGAAUCAUUCAGCCAAGCUUCCCCUCUUCUUCCUCACCACCACCUCAAAUUCCUCAUUAUAAACACCACCACCACCUUCCCAUUUGGCUGUGUAUACUGUAUAGAGCUGCAUAUCAUUGACCCAUCACAACCUGUUCCCCUUCAGUUCGCUUCUUCUUCUUCACCUUGUAACAUAUUUGCUUCAAUGGCAUCCAAAAGGAUUCUGAAGGAGCUCAAGGACUUGCAAAGAGACCCCCCAUCUUCCUGCAGUGCAGGUCCAUUGGGUGAGGACAUGUUUCAUUGGCAAGCAACCAUCAUUGGCCCAAAUGAUAGCCCUUAUGCUGGUGGAGUCUUCCUUGUGACCAUCCAUUUCCCACCUGAUUAUCCUUUCAAACCUCCAAAGGUUGCUUUCAAGACCAAGGUGUUCCACCCAAACAUCAAUAGCAAUGGGAAUAUAUGCUUGGACAUCCUUAAGGAACAGUGGAGUCCUGCCCUUACAAUCUCCAAGGUACUGUUAUCCAUAUGCUCGUUGCUCACGGACCCAAACCCCGACGACCCGCUCGUCCCGGAGAUCGCCCACAUGUGCAAGACCGAUAAAUUUAAGUACGACUCGGCGGCUCGCAGUUGGACCCAUAAAUAUGCCAUGGGUUGAAGCCAAAACGUACUCCGAGAUUUAAACUAAAAUCCCAUCACGUUUGUUAUGCUGCAACAGAUUCAAUUCAUCCCCACCCUUCACCCAAAGAAACUAUGUUGUCCAGAAAUGUAUGAUUGUCAUUUGUGAAAUCUCUGAAAUAAAAUUUGGUGCGGGGGCUUUUCAAUUUCGAACA
Molecule: messenger RNA, 848 nt
Organism: Rhodamnia argentea
Lineage: Eukaryota; Viridiplantae; Streptophyta; Magnoliopsida; Myrtales; Myrtaceae
Product: ubiquitin-conjugating enzyme E2 10-like
Exons: 4
Coding region: 227-673 (148 amino acids)
Biological process (GO): protein polyubiquitination
Cellular component (GO): nucleus
Molecular function (GO): ubiquitin conjugating enzyme activity
Source: RefSeq, a predicted model, not a curated record